This is a messenger RNA of Salvia miltiorrhiza (redroot sage), 1195 nucleotides long. RefSeq names its product isoaspartyl peptidase/L-asparaginase 1. The transcript has 4 exons. Gene Ontology annotation, molecular function: hydrolase activity. NCBI's taxonomy places the organism in Eukaryota, Viridiplantae, Streptophyta, Magnoliopsida, Lamiales, Lamiaceae. Bases 135 to 1097 code for a protein of 320 amino acids. The record is from RefSeq and is a predicted model, not a curated record.
AAAAAGAAAGGAAGAUGUCUCAAUCAUGGAGAUGUCCGUCCGUCCAAUAAAAACAAAAGGAAUCUAGUAACUGCUCCCAAUAUUACGCAGAAGAUGCUCAUACUGCUCUGCUCUACCUACUAGCUCGCUGCGGAAUGGGUUGGGCUAUCGCACUGCACGGCGGCGGCGGUGAAAUCCCCCGCUCAUUGCCGCCGGAGCGCAUCCAGCCCCGAGAAGAAGCCCUCCGCCACUCUCUGCAGGUCGGCGUCGCCGCUAUUAAAGCUGGUCGAUCACCACUCGAUGUCGUCGAACUCGUCGUUCGCGAAUUGGAAGACCAUCCACUCUUUAAUGCGGGGAGAGGGUCUGUCUUGACAAGCAACGGGACGGUGGAAAUGGAGGCUUGUAUCAUGGAUGGGAAUACGAAGCGCUGUGGAGCUGUUUCUGGCCUUACUACUGUCAAAAAUGCAAUUUCUCUAGCAAGGCUAGUUAUGGAGAAAACUCCUCAUAUAUAUCUUGGAUUUGAUGGGGCUGAGGCUUUUGCAAGGGAUCAAGGCGUGGAAACUAUAGAUUCAAGCCAUUUUAUAACUCCAGAAAACAUUGAAAGACUGAAACAAGCAAAAGAAGCUAAUCGAGUUCAGAUCGAUUAUACAGAACCACUAACGAAAGUUGAAGAAGCGUCGCCUCCUAAUGGAGACAGUCAGCUUGGGACAGUCGGGUGCGUGGCUGUGGACGGGAAUGGCAACCUAGCCACUGCCACGUCAACUGGCGGAUUAGUGAACAAGAUGGCUGGGAGGAUUGGUGACACGCCAAUCAUUGGCGCAGGAACCUACGCGAACAAGCUGUGCGCCGUGUCUGCUACAGGCAAGGGCGAGUCCAUCAUCCGGGCCACAGUUGCGAGGGACGUGGCUGCUCUUAUGGAGUACAAGGGGCUGUCGCUCAAGGAGGCAGCGGCGUAUGUGAUUGAGGAGUGCGCGCCAAGCCACACUGCGGGUCUAGUGGCGGUGUCGGCUGCUGGAGACGUUGCGAUGCCGUUCAACACGGUAGGCAUGUUCAGAGCCUGCGCUACUGAGGCUGGCUAUACUGAGGUUGCGAUAUGGCCGGAUGAGUCUUGUGAUUGAGCUUUUUUAUGACUUCAGACAUGUUAUGAGAUGUGUGAGAAUGGAUUUUAUGCUCUUCUUAUCUUUUAUUUUUAAUAUAUAAAAAAAUAUUCAAUAUC